Molecule: messenger RNA, 260 nt
Organism: Linum tenue
Lineage: Eukaryota; Viridiplantae; Streptophyta; Magnoliopsida; Malpighiales; Linaceae
Source: the annotation of a GenBank genome assembly
AGCUUUUCUCUUACCUACAAAGCAAUCAUUGAAACCAUAUUGGCUUUUGAGGAAAAAACAAAGCAAGUUGAAAGUGGAAGAUGGAACCCACCAGCAGUACUGCACCGACAAGGGACAGGAAUGACCUUAGGGUAGGGCCAAAUGUGGAGGAGACCUUUACAGGAAUGGAAAAAGGAGUAGAAGUUGAACAAGGUCGUGUGAAUGAAGAGGGAGAAGGUACCGCACAAUCUGUGACAAAUGAGAAUGGGGAAGAAGAAGAG